AUGACCAAUAAUCUGCCAACAUAUACUAAAAUAGUGCAACACGACGAAAUUUUCCAAGCCAUCAGAGAUAAUGAUUUGCAAAAAGUCCAAGGUUCACUGAACUCCUGCAGUGUUCAAUUAAUUAAUAUUGUCGAUGAUACCAAUAAAAACAUAACACCUGCAUUGUGCAGUGGAAGAAAACAGGAGCAGCCAGUAUGUUGUCAACAAGGAAGGCGAAACAUUUCUGGAUAUGUUAGGAAAUUGGCAAUUCGAACAAGAAUCUGCAAAAGCAACCCUCAGGUGAAGAAGAGUAAAGAUAUAUCUAACCAACAAGGACCAUCGAAUAGUUAUAGGGCAAAGCGUGGUGCACAAAAUAACAAAGUUGACAAAAAAGUUACAAAUCCUGCAAUCGAUAAUAAAAAACGAUUAGUAAGUCCACCUUUAUUGGGCCUUGGUGCCAAAAUAGAUGCCGAAAGUAAGGACAAGUUGACGCCACUCCAUUGCGCAGCUAUGAAUGGAUUCAAAGAUGUAGUUCAACUAUUGGUCGACAAAGGCGCGAAUAUUGAGGCUAUCGAUGAUCAACAACGAACGCCAUUGUAUGUCGCAGCACAGAAUGGUCAUUUGGAGAUAGUGCAGUUUCUGAUUAGUAAAGGCGCAGAUGUCAAUGCUGUUAAUAAAACAAAUUGGACUCCAUUGCACAAUGCAUCUCAAAAUGGUCACUUGGAUGUAGUGCAGUUUAUGAUUAGUAAAGGCGCCAAUGUCAAUGACACCAAUGAUAGAAAUUGGACUCCAUUGCACAUUGCAUCUCGAAAGGGUCAUUUAGAGAUAGUGCAGUUUCUGGUUAGUAAAGGCGCCAAUGUUAAUGCUGAUAGUGUAGAAAACUGGACUCCAUUGCACAUUGCAUCUCGAAAUGGUCAUUUAGAGAUAGUGCAGUUUCUGGUUAGUAAAGGCGCCAAUGUUAAUGCUGUUGAUGUUGAAAAUUGGACUGCAUUGCACAUUGCAUCUCAAAAUGGUCAUUUGGAGAUAGUGCAGUUUCUAGUUAGUGAAGGCGCUAAUGUCAAUGCUGUUAAUGAAAGAAAUGGGACUCCAUUGCACUUUGCAUGUCAAAAUGGUCAUUUGGAAGUAGUGCAGUUUCUGAUUAGUGAAGGCGCUGAUGUCAAUGCUAUUCUUGAGAAAAAUUGGACUGUAUUACACAUUGCAUCUGAAAAUGGUCAUUUGGAGAUAGUGCAAUUUCUGGUUAGUAAAGAUGCGAAUGUCAAUGCUGUCGAUCAAAGAAAUUGGACUCCUCUGCACAUUGCCGCCUAUUAUGGUCACAAAAAUAUAGUCAAAGCAUUGAUGGACAAAGGUGCAAACACUAAUAUAGUAAAUUUAAAUAACAAGACCCCGAUAAACGUUGCCUACAAAAAAGGGCACAUGGAAAUCGUCAACUUAUUACAAAAUUAA
Ctenocephalides felis (cat flea) is the source of this 1422-nucleotide messenger RNA. RefSeq names its product ankyrin-1-like. Gene Ontology annotation, cellular component: cytoplasm. The record is from RefSeq and is a predicted model, not a curated record. The coding region runs from base 1 to 1422 and encodes 473 amino acids. Gene Ontology annotation, molecular function: protein binding. Gene Ontology annotation, biological process: innate immune response. The transcript is spliced from 4 exons. NCBI's taxonomy places the organism in Eukaryota, Metazoa, Arthropoda, Insecta, Siphonaptera, Pulicidae.